This is a messenger RNA of Marmota flaviventris (yellow-bellied marmot), 974 nucleotides long. It is a transcript of the gene Cfdp1, whose product is annotated as transmembrane protein 170A. Gene Ontology annotation, cellular component: endoplasmic reticulum membrane; Swr1 complex. The record is from RefSeq and is a predicted model, not a curated record. Gene Ontology annotation, biological process: endoplasmic reticulum tubular network organization. NCBI's taxonomy places the organism in Eukaryota, Metazoa, Chordata, Mammalia, Rodentia, Sciuridae.
AAGAGGGCCUCGACCGAAGGUGACGCUGAGUCGGCUGAGGUGCGGGGAGUUAGGCUGUGCAGCACUUCGGGCGCUCUCCCCUCAUCUUUAUGCGGUGUAUGGCGGCGGGAUGGAGCGCGAGGGGAGCGGCGGCAGCGGAGGCUCGGCCGGACUCCUGCAGCAGAUCCUCAGCCUGAAGCUCGUGCCACGGGUGGGCAACGGGACCCUGUGCCCCAACUCCACUUCUCUCUGCUCCUUCCCAGAGAUGUGGUAUGGUGUGUUCCUGUGGGCACUGGUGUCCUCCCUCUUCUUUCAUGUCCCCGCUGGAUUACUGGCCCUCUUCACCCUCAGACAUCACAAAUAUGGUAGGUUCAUGUCUGUAAGCAUCCUGUUGAUGGGCAUCGUGGGACCAAUUACUGCUGGAAUCUUGACAAGUGCAGCAAUUGCUGGAGUUUACCGAGCAGCAGGGAAGGAGAUGAUACCGUUUGAAGCCUUGACCUUGGGCACUGGACAGACAUUCUGUGUGGUGGUGGUCUCCUUUUUACGGAUUUUAGCUACUCUAUAGCAUACACCCUUAUGCUGUGAUGUCCAACCUAAGUUUUCUAGAAUCCUCAGAGAAUACAUGAUGGAGUGUAGUGUGUUUUAUUUCUUCAAGUGGAAGCAACUUGGUUCAACAGGAAUGUGAAGAACAUAUCAGAUAUUUCUUCAGUUUGAAGCUGUAGCCAUUGAAGAUCUUUUUGGACUCCUAUCAUUCUCAACCAAGACAAAACAAGUUUCUUGGCCUCUUUUUUGUAGAUUAAGUUUUACACACAUACCUUUACCUAAACCAGGCCAACUGUGCCUUUGGGUUGGCUUCCCUUACACUGGAAUAUCCCUUACUAUAUUUGGUGAGAAAAUCCAUAUUUCAUGAAUGUUGCAUAUUUCGGAGAAACUGGGCAAUAUUGGUGUAUUUAACAUGAGCAGAAUAAGCUGCAUUAAAAUCUUAGUUGAUCUAA